GAGGGGCAAUUUAUGCAGCGCGAAUAGCAGAUAUAGCCGAGAGCCAGCACGUUUCUGCAAAGGCGCACGAUGAGCAAGCGGGGACCGGUCCGGACACUAAUUAACAUAAUAAGGCGCACAAGUUCGCCAGCGAGUCGGGCACGUUUUAUUCCCCCGUAUUACCAUGUAGCCAGUGCCGCAGCGGGGAGAUAAUCGGGCGGAGGGAGCAGUUACAGAGAGGAGACAGAGGGAGAGAGAGAGCGAGCGAGAGAGAGAGAGAGAGAGAGAGAGGAGCUGGCAGCACAUGAUCGCACAGGCUAUCCAGUCACUGGUCAACUGGAGCAUUCAUAAUUGCGCUGGCGACAACAUAUGGGAAUACAACAAAGCGAGAUUGUGGUCACACCUGGUUCUGGAGGACGUCGGAGGAGCCAUGCGGGAAAAGGGCGGCCAGAUCUAAUGGACUUUGCAUCGAAUAGAGCGGAGAGAGAGCGGGAGAGCGGCGUCUGAAGCGCCAUCCGGUAGAGAGAAAAUCUGGAGCCAGAGGUGAAAAUGAAUCAACGCUGAAGCCGAGCAUAAAACCACAGACGAGAGAGUUGUUGCUGAUAAAUUCCGACUGUACGCCACGCAGCGUUUAUGGACUACACGUGGACAACAGCUGGAGGAGACACAGUCUGCAGCCUCUGAAGACGUGGCGCUGGAGACAACUGUGCAAAUGGUGCCUCAGCACCGGCUUCCCUGUCAGCCCCACGUCAGAAAGGUGGAGGUCGCAGGAGUCAAGCUCACUACGGUGAACUGAGGAUUAACCCCAGACCUGAAAACCAGAGACAGCGUUUAUGUUUACAUGAUGGCCCCUGUAGGUGUGCUCAGACUGCGUACCGGGGUCUUCCCACUGUUUCUUUUCCUGACACUACGUGCUGGCAUCCUUCAGUUCGCUGCCGCCACGAUACAAGGCUACAUCGGAGACAUGAUAUGCCCUUCUGUGUGCAGGUGCGACGAGGACUUUAUCUACUGCAAUGACCGUGGCCUGAACGCCAUUCCGUCACUGCCUCCGUCUGCGUCUGUCCUGUACCUUCAAAACAACCACAUCAACAACCCGGGCCUGCCCACUUCACUGGAGCACCAUCUAGCCAUCCGAGUAGUCUACCUCUACGAUAACGAACUGGACGAGUUCCCCAUGCACCUGCCACCGUCGGUACGUGAACUGCACUUGCAGGACAACAACAUCCGCACCAUUCCGCGGAGCGCCCUGGCCCGCAUGCCUUUGUUGGAAAAGCUCCAUUUGGACGACAAUUCUAUCUCCACCGUCAGCAUUGAGGAUCAGGCCUUUGCUGACAAUCCACGGUUGCGCCUGCUUUUUCUUUCCCGCAACCACCUGUCUAGUAUCCCCUCAGGACUACCUGCCUCUUUGGAAGAACUUCGCCUGGAUGACAACCGAAUCUCCACUAUCCCCACCCACGCAUUUAGGGGACUCACCUCACUUAGAUGUCUUGUUCUUGAUGGGAACCUUUUGGCAAACCAACGCAUCGCUGAUGAUACAUUCUCCCGACUUUCCAACUUGACCGAGCUAUCCUUAGUGCGCAACUCCCUCCAGACCCCACCUGUCAAUCUACCCAGUGCUCACCUGCAGCGCCUGUCUCUGCAAGACAACGCCCUGACUCAUAUGCCACGUGGUUCCUUAGACGGCAUGCAUCGACUGCUGAGGCUGGACCUUUCCGGGAACAACCUGACCACCCUUCCACGGGGACUAUUCAAGGAUCUGGACAGCCUAGGUCAGCUAUUGGUGCGAGGUAAUCCUUGGCACUGCAGCUGUAACCUGCGUUGGUUGUAUGACUGGCUGCAUGCUCGUGGUAACGCCAUCACUGUCCGAGGUCUCACAUGUCAUGGACCUGAUAGAGUGCGAGACAUGGCUUUAAUAGACCUGACCAGCGAAAUGGAGGAAUGUGAGGUGGUGAGGACAUCAGGCACCCGAGACAGAGUGGGUGGAGGUGGGGUUGAUAGCUCUACUACCCACACACCUCCACAGGGCUCUCUUUUCACGCUCCGCUCAAAGCGGCCUGGCCUGGGACUUCCUGACUCGGGCUUAGACUACACUCUUAGCAGCAGCGGUGUAGGGAAGAGUCUGGCGCUUAAUGUGAAGCCGCUCUCUCACAACAGCAUCCGUGUUACCUGGAGCGUGGCCCAGCCCAGCUCGUCCUUCAGGCUGAGCUGGCUCCGACUGGGCACCGGCAACGCCAUGGGAUCAAUCACAGAGACGCUGGUCCGGGGUGACCGCCGAGAGUACCUGCUUACUUCGCUGCAACCAGAUUCCAGCUACAUCAUCUGUAUGAUACCCUUGUCUGCAAGUUCCGAAAACAAAGGGACCAUUUCUGGCGAUGCUGAUUCGGAUGAAGCUCUGGUGUGCGCGAAAGCUGAAACGUCAGAGAUCAGCCCGUUGGAGGAGGAGGAUGAUAACAACUCACAGCAGGUGACAGUGCUGCCUUUGGCAGGAAUUAUUGGUGGGGCCACUGCCAUUGUAUCGCUGGCUCUUAUUUUCGGCAUCUUCUGCUGGUAUGGACAUAGGAGUGGGCAUUUGUGUUCCCGGGACCACUAUACUCGCAACAACUCCCGAAAAAGCAAAAGCUAUGAUGAUUACAUUGAGUCGGGCACCAAGAAGGACAACACCAUCUUAGAGAUCCGUGGCCCGGGGUUCCAGAUGACGCCUAUGGCAGCUUGUCAGCCGAUGCAGCCUAAGCCCCUACGAGAGGAUUACAUCAUCCACACCAUAUUCCCUUCCAAUGGCAGUGACCUGUACAAAGGUGCCAACCAUGUUUCUAAUGCAGGUCACGGCACCAACCGUGGAUAUCGAGAAGGAGGAAUCCCAGAUAUAGACUACUGUUACACAUGAUGUACUAUAACAAACCCUGUUCACAGUGUAAUUGGUAAACUGUAUAGAUGCACAAUUUCCCUUCGCAUGGACACUUCUGAAGCACCCCUCUGUGCCUUUUUCUUCUGGUCACCCAUUCCAAAUUACCUGCCGUUCGCUGCACUGACAGUACAGUAUGUGAUUACCUGGAACUGAAACCGUGUGAAAACAAUUCACAGCGGGAAGCAGCAGCCAGUGCCCCAGGUGUAAAUGCACAGCUGACUGUUUUCUUUACCAUCUUAGUAAUGGUCUGUGCGUGUUUCCCUUUCUGCUCUAUCCCUGUGACAUGUAGACAACGAAUGUAUCCACUGUGGAAAGGUCAGGCUUAGCAUAGUUGCAGGUGAAGUUCCACUUUCACACACGGGAGCCGGUACGAAAUGGAUGAAGCAUCGCUGGGAAAGGGACAUUUUUGCUACUCAUUUCCUGCUCACUGGAAUCACAGUAUGUAGUCUUAUCAAGUCAUUGUUUCAAAUGCCUCAACUAUAUUGAUGUGCCCUACCAGCUAUCCAAGGAAAGGGCUUUGUAAAGCUGUGAAUUGUUUUGUUUCUCUUUCAAAUGAUCCAAUAACCACAUGUCUUAAAGUAGGCUCGUUAUUACCUUAUUCAUUAGUUGGCAGGUUGAAGAUCCAAUCGGGGCCAGUCAGCCUUGGUUUUACCUCUUGAGAUCAUUCACCUGAGAUCGAUAUUAAGGCGUUGCAUCAGAUGAGCUGCAGCACGAGAGUGUAGAUAACUUACUUAGAUACCGACUGGGCUGUGUUUGAAAAAUGCUUUGCUGUAUUUAUCUGUUGUCUGUUUAGUUAUUAAAUCCUGCACACCUCCCUUUAUUUAUUAAUUUUGUUCCUUAUGUAAUGGGUUUUUCUGUGUCCGCUAACACUGUGUGUUUGUGUGUGUGUGUGUGUGUGUGUCAGUGUGCGUGUGUGUUAUUCUUUUAUUAUUUCCGCCUUCUGUUUGUCAUUAUUGAUGAAAUCCAGCUGUGAUGGUGAUGAUGAUUAUGAAAAUGGGUUCGGUUCAACUAAGGAACAAAACGGCAGAAGUGAGGAAAAUAUGCUGAUGGCUGUCUCCAGGUUCAUGUUUUCCUAAAUGAAGCAGAAUAAACCCGAACGACAGACUGUCUCGUCAGCUUCCUGAGAGAUUAGAGACCGACCUCAGUCCCCUCCUCUCCCACGUCGUGCCUGUGUGCUUCACCCGUGACUUCAGCCGGUGACUCCUGGCUGUAAAACGUUUGGUCCGCAUCCUCGGGGAACGACGGGAAUCCAGACCGGCCGAGGUGACAAUGUGGAGCCUCCUGAGUGAGCCGGACUCUUCUAAGUGAACCGGGAGGAGACUCGAACCGCAAAACACUGUUGAGACGCACUGUAAAGUGAACUGUGGGGUGGGGGGUGGUUUCGUCUGGGGGGAGCGUAGCGCGAGGAGUUCAUUGGUGUUUGUUUUAGUGACGGUGCGAGGCCUCCACUCGCUCCCGUUUUAUUACUGAGCAGCACUAAAAAUGUAAAUGUAUAAGCACUUAGCAGAGAACAGGGGUAAAUGUAAUGACAGGCAGGGGAGACGAGGGCGAAAAAAACACCUCGAGUCACCGGGAACGAUCCAGAAUUGAUGGCUGCAGAGCGGAGGAGAUCACCCAUGCAUAAAUCUGUUUGUCAUAUUCCGCCUCCUUUCCCUUGGGUUCCAUGUUGUCCAUCGCUUGUUUACCACUGUGUAGCUUCCAAAUGGGAAACCAAUUGUGCUUCCUUGACUGUUCUGUCCGCCGGAGUUUCACACCGGCCUCAGACAAUAUGUCAGUGGAAUGUAUAUUUUAUGUUGCAUCCAAACCCGCUCGUUUAAAACAAGUACCAUCCUACAGUACUGGCUCGGCUGGAUUCUGUCGUUGGGGAAUGUUGAUGUAGUGUAAUUGCUAUUUUAUAGUGAGUCUAUUCAAGAUAGUACUUCCUUGUCAUUUGUAAAAAUAAAACCAUGGCCAUAGCCACUUGGAUAUUUUUUUUCUGGUGAAGAUUAUAGGAAGUAAUGGUGCCAUAACUUUGCAUAGAAAAAUCUGUGAACCUGAGAUACGUGUGGAAUUUGCUUUAUGAAUUCAUCUUCAGAGGGGAUCAAUAAAAAGUUUUAUAAUCUUGGUA
Messenger RNA from Betta splendens (Siamese fighting fish), 4991 nucleotides. RefSeq names its product fibronectin leucine rich transmembrane protein 1a (gene flrt1a). Lineage: Eukaryota; Metazoa; Chordata; Actinopteri; Anabantiformes; Osphronemidae. The transcript has 3 exons. Gene Ontology annotation, molecular function: protein binding. The record is from RefSeq and is a predicted model, not a curated record. Bases 821 to 2863 code for a protein of 680 amino acids.